GAUCCAUUCCUGUACCUGCUGCAACUGGAACUGGCAGAGGUCGCGGGCGCUUCGAUCCAGGUUGAGCAUGUGAAGAUUGGCUUUCGUACAGUGGCCAUCGUGGAUGGACAGCUGUGCGUGAACGGCCGCCCAAUUGUGGUUGCAGGGGCUAAUGUGCACGAGAUGCACCCACGUCGAGGCAAGGCGAUCAACGAAGAAGAUAUGCUGAAGGACAUUGAGAUGCUGAAGCUUGGAAAUUUCAACGCAGUGAGAAACAGCCAUUAUCCUCACCAUCCCAGAUGGUACGAGCUGUGUGACGAGCACGGACUGUACAUGGUGGAUGAAGCAAACAUUGAAACACACGGCUUCGUGGAGAAUGGCGCUAUAUCUUUGCUGGCUUGCGAUCAGGUUUGGCGAGAGCAGUUCCUUCAUCGCUUCUUCAACAUGUUCCAGCGCGCGAAGAACCACAGCUGUGUGAUUGUAUGGUCACUGGGAAACGAGAGCGGCUGGGGUCCGAAUUUCGCCAUGGGCGCGGAGUCAUUGCACCGCUGGGAUCCCCAGCAGCGACCAGUCCAGUACGAAGGGGCAACCUGUUUGGAUGAUGCGGUCAUGCUCUUUGGAGACGGUCAAGGUGCAGGGAGCGACAUCAUAUGCCCGAUGUAUUGGUCACCACCGAUGAUACUACCUCUGGCAGCCAGUAGGACGCGCCCUGUCAUACUCUGCGAGUACAGCCACGCGCUUGGCAAUUCCAACGGGUCUCUGCACUCCUACUGGGAGCUGAUCUGGUCUUCAGCGCCCGAACACCGGUGCAUACAAGGAGGAUUUGUUUGGGAGUGGGCUGACGGAGCUGUCAAGGUCCACAAGGCUGAGAUCCGCGACCCUGACGUAAAGGGAAAACGUGAUCGGGAAGCCUGGCUAGAAGGUGAAUAUGGUUAUGGCGGAGACUUUGGGAAGGCUAGCGGGCGCCAAGAUCGCAACUUCAUCGUGGAUGGGAUCCUGUUCCCCGAUCGCACGCCUCAUCCCGCCUACGAGGACUUCAAGAGGCUGCAGCAGCCAUUGGAGUUCCACCUGGUCAAGACCACUGAGGAGAGCACUGAAUGCCAAGUUGCCAAGGUAAGAGUCCGAAACAGAUACGCUUUCAAGGACUUGGGACACUUGUCCUUUGUGGCGCUUGUCUUUGAUGCGUGUGGAGAGAAGCAACAGUGCACCAUCCGCGGAAAUGUGGACAUGCGAGAUGUGUGCCCAGGCGAAGCCCGCGAAGUAGAUAUUGCCAUGGAGAUGGCACCUCCUCAGCUUAGACAACAUGGUCAGUGGUUAGUCAUCCAAGCCUACCAGACGGAGAGAUCGCAGCUGGUUCCUGAGAAGCACAUCAUCGCUGAAGGUUGCUUCACAAUUUGCCCGCCACGAACUGCAUCUGACAAG
Molecule: messenger RNA, 1401 nt
Organism: Symbiodinium pilosum
Lineage: Eukaryota; Dinophyceae; Suessiales; Symbiodiniaceae
Source: the annotation of a GenBank genome assembly